Messenger RNA from Morchella sextelata, 519 nucleotides. RefSeq lists its product as uncharacterized. The coding region runs from base 1 to 519 and encodes 172 amino acids. The record is from RefSeq and is a predicted model, not a curated record. NCBI's taxonomy places the organism in Eukaryota, Fungi, Ascomycota, Pezizomycetes, Pezizales, Morchellaceae. The transcript has 4 exons.
AUGCUCGAGAGGAGCUUGAGCGCAACCGGAGGAAAUAUACCGGUUCCCAGCUACUAUACUGGUCUAGGUAUUCAUCUGCCAGCAGACACAAAAGACAAUGGCUCGACUCACUCAAGUGACUUUCUAUCAUUGGAAAAAAGACUUCCAAAUUUUCCAACUACUGCGAGUUUCGAUUCAAUAGUCCCUUCAUCCCAGCAGAGUCUUUCAUUACAACUGGAAUUUUCCCAAAGUGAUAUUUUAUCACUUAUUGUGGCUGUAAUUGGGCUACCGCUGGCGGUUUUUGGCGCCUGCUUUCUCUACUGGUAUAACAACAACUACCACACCUUUUGGACAUGGUCGUGCGACAACAGAAAGAUAGAUCAUCCAGAGGCUCAAUUCAAGGUGGUUUGUGGCGAAAUAGGGUUUGCAUUCUCAAUGAGCUGGCUAGUUGCUGCUGCGGAGUCGUUGAUGAUUAUCAACGUUAUUGUUGGCUGCAUUGUAGUCAAGAGGAAAAACGGCGAAACAAGAUUAGGCGUAUAA